This is a messenger RNA of Dinoponera quadriceps, 3059 nucleotides long. It is a transcript of the gene CycA, whose product is annotated as G2/mitotic-specific cyclin-A. The record is from RefSeq and is a predicted model, not a curated record. The coding region runs from base 362 to 1777 and encodes 471 amino acids. NCBI's taxonomy places the organism in Eukaryota, Metazoa, Arthropoda, Insecta, Hymenoptera, Formicidae. The transcript has 6 exons. Gene Ontology annotation, cellular component: nucleus; cytoplasm; cyclin A2-CDK2 complex. Gene Ontology annotation, biological process: mitotic cell cycle phase transition; regulation of cyclin-dependent protein serine/threonine kinase activity. Gene Ontology annotation, molecular function: cyclin-dependent protein serine/threonine kinase regulator activity.
GACGCCUCGUAACGUCCCGCCAGCUGUUGAAGCUACGUUUGUUUGAAUCAAACGGCAACUGAAGUUCGCUGUGUGCCGUACGUCCCUGUACGUGUCCUCGCUUGCUAUGCAUUAAAGCCACUUCCAAACGAUCGGAUACCUUAAGAAUUUGUGGCGGCGGGACGCGACAGCGGCACGUAUCAGUGGGUUCGUCGGAUUUUCGUUUUUGUCCCUUUUCGGUGUUACUUCGUUGGCGGGAGAGGCUAAGUAAUUUCACCUCCGUUAAUACAUAUCGCGGAUAUUACACACAUACCUAACCAUAACGAGUGAAACAACUGCUUCGUCGAAGAACAAAAGGAUCUUGUGAGGACGGAGCAGGAAUAUGGCCGCGAUCAGGAUACACGAGGAUCAGGAAAAUCGCAUCGCCGCCGACCUGCGUGGUCGCGCCAAGGGUAUCAAUGGCACCAUGGCUCAUGCUCAAGCUCAAGCAUUUCAGAACAGACGCGCUGUCCUGGGUGUCCUGAACAAUAAUUGUGCAGGAAAUAUACUACCCAAACCUCAGGAGGUUUGUAAGGACGAUAAAUAUGUCAAGACGAAACCAGUUAUACCAACGCAGUAUGAGUCUUUUAAAAUUUAUGAAGACAAAAAGGAGGAGCCAGUUUUUAAGAUUUAUGAGGACAAAUUGGAAGAGGAAACCUCUGUUGUACUUAGAGAUUCAAAGGAGAAGAAAGAGAUGAAAACCAAGCAAGAAGCAGAGGUGAAAUUGGAUAGAGAAGUAGUAAAAGUAGAAGAGAAUAUCAGUGAAUCGUGUAUUCCGGCAGUGUUUCAUGAUAGCAUGGAUAUUAGUCAGAAGAAGAAUCAGAAUGAUAAACCCUAUUUAUCAGAUAAUCCUAUGUUAUGCGAGGAACUUUCAUAUAGUAAUGAACGCCGACAAGAAGAUCAUGCGAACCGAAGAAAUUCUAGAGAAAUUGAUUUUUUUGAUAUGGAUGAAUAUAGAUCUGACAUAUACAGUUAUUUACGUGAGGUAGAGGCUAUGCAUAGAGCCAAGGCUGGUUAUAUGAAGAAACAACCCGAUAUUACGUACGCAAUGAGAUCUAUCCUAGUAGAGUGGCUUGUGGAAGUAGUAGAAGAAUAUCGGUUACAGAAUGACACACUUUACUUGGCUGUUUCAUAUAUAGACCGUUUCCUAUCGUAUAUGAGUGUUGUGCGAUCAAAGUUACAACUUGUCGGAGCUGCUGCUAUGUUUAUCGCAGCGAAAUAUGAGGAAAUUUACGCUCCUGACGUAGGAGAAUUUGUAUAUAUCACAGACGAUACGUAUACGAAAAAGCAGGUGUUGCGCAUGGAAAAUCUGAUACUGAGAGUGUUGGCUUUCGACCUGAGUGUACCCACGCCUCUUACAUUCCUCAUGGAUUACUGCAUCAGUAACAAUUUGUCAGACAAAAUUAAGUUUUUGGCAAUGUACUUGUGCGAACUGUCGCUGCUCGAGGCGGACCCAUACCUUCAAUACUUACCCAGCCACUUGGCGGCUUCUGCAUUGGCGCUUGCACGGCACACAAUGCAAGAGGAGGUCUGGCCGCACGAGUUAGAACUAUCGACCGGAUACGAUCUGAAAACUCUUGCAGAAUGUAUCAAUAACCUGAACAGAACCUUUUGCAAUGCUCCCAACAUACAACAACAGGCGAUACAAGAGAAGUAUAGAAGUAACAAGUACGGUCAUGUUUCUCUGCUGUUACCUCGUAGUACCGAGGCGGUAUCAUGCGAAGAUGUAAGCGAAGAAGACGAGGAGGGAAACCCUUAAUAAAAUCCGUCAGACAGGAUUGAAACACCGAACAGUAACAAAGUUUGGCGUUUAAUUGACGAUCAACUUGUCUACCGUGAGAGUCCAAUAAGUCAUCGGGAAGUGAAAAAGGGAGGGAUUAGGGCAAGACUGACCUAUUUGACUAAUGUGAAUGCAGGGCAUGCGAGUUGUUUCUAUUAGUCUCUCUAAGUUUAAUUGGUUGGUAUGUUAUGCAAGAGCGAACAUACUUUGGCUCUGCAUUAAAAUAUCAUAUUCAUAUAUUUUUUUUUCUCUCUUUCCUGCCCCGUACUAUGAUAUUUUACAUGUCUCUGGUCAUGUGUGUAUUUUAUGAUGCCAAAUUUUAAUCAACUUUUUUAAAAUUCCGUUAUUGUACCAACGAGUGGAAGAUUUGUGGGUGCCAUGAAAUUGCAUUUAUAGAUAUAUAUAUAUAUAUGUUUUUAAGAUAUUAAGGACUCAUACCGACUCUAAUGCACCGGAAUGACGCAUGCAAAUGGUUAAUUUUGAUUUCCAUUGAGCUCUACUCACUCCUAAAUAACAACUUUAGGCAAAGCAAAACAAAUUUUAUUUAUUAUUGUUUUAUGGGUGGAUAACGGGCCACUAACUGUAAAGGACAUUUUAUUGGAGAUGUUACCCGAUGAAAUUUUAUUGUUUCGACCAAUUUCUUCCCAAUCUUUGUACAGUUAUUUAUUACGAUAUUCUAGGUAUCAUGAUUAGCAUCAAAUAUCUCCGAUAAAGCGAACUAAAUAUUUGAUGCUAAUCAUGAUACCUAGAAUAUCGUAAUAAAUAACUAUUACCUUGUAUAUCCACUGUACUGUGCACUGUACAAGAACAUUUUGACUUUAUACGCUGUGCAACGAUUGUGCCGUCAUAGUUUUCUCGAGAUAUAAAAUUACUCAUCGACGGUAAUGUUCUAUGAGACACAUCUACCAUUUUCCCCCAUCCAUUCAUGAUACAUGAAUAUAAUUCUAAAUUGGCUGUAAUUAAGAAUAUAUCUGCGACUAUAUGCGUAUGCGGCCGUUUUACUGCACAGCAUGAUUGUUCGUAUUUUUAAUAUAUAUGCCACGCGAAAUACCUACAUGUUCAAGUCGAUAUACGUGAGAGAAGUAUGUUCGUACGAAUUCAAGUAUAGAUAUAUAGGGAAAAAAAUGUUACUAAAUCAUAUACCGUGAAAUGAUUACACAUUCUCAGUUCUGCGUUAAUUGUAAAUUGUAUAAUCUGUAAAUUGUACAACUAUCUGUACCACAGAUAGUUUUCUCCAGUGGCCACGAAGAGAAAAAAAAAA